AAACCAUCAUCUGUUGCUUCCUUCACUUUCCGCCUCAAUUUAGUCAUGCUUCUUUAAGUUACGAGAUCAGCUGAUUUUCACGUGCAAAACAAACAAAACAAAAACACUCAAAGUUUGUUUACGUUUGAAGAAAGCGCCGCGUCUUUGUGAAGAAAAUUGUGUUUUUAACUUAAAUAUAUUAAUAAAAUAAGGAAAAUUCAAAGUGAAAAAUGAUGCACUAUCGAAAAGGUGAAAACGUUGAAAAACCAUUGACCAAAGAUGACCUACCUUUCGAAGACUUUUUACCCAAAGGCAGUGAUUUCUUAUGGAUGCAUGUCAACGGUGGCACAAAGGUCAACAAUGUGGUGACCUAUGCCAAGAAUGCUCUCGACAAGGGCGAACACAAAAACAUUGUUUGGAGUGGUCAUGGCGGUGGGGUGGUUAAAACCAUAUCCUGUGCCGAAAUCAUUAAACGUUCAUAUCCCCUGUAUCAGGUCACCAGAAUGUGUUAUACUAGCGUCGAAGAACAUUGGAAGCCGCAAAUGGAGGGACUGGAGGAAAUCGUGGCCCAUCGACAAAUACCUUCGCUACACAUAUACAUGAGCCUGGAACCAAUCGAUGACAACGUUGCGGGGCUACAAAAACCCAAUAGUAAAACAGAUUUUUGGAUCUACGAUGCCAACAGUUCAAAUAAUCAGCAAUCGAAUGGCGGCAACUCUCAGAAUUCUCGUAGAAAUCAGAGGCCACGUAAAGAUGGCAAUCAAGAACAAAGAAGGCCCCAAAGGCCACGCCAGCAGCAAACACAGCAAUCCACAAAUAACAACAAUGAUGAACAGACAAACAACGAUGACGCUACAAAUGUCAACAAUCCCAGUGGAAGUCAGCCAAAUAAAUCCAGUAAUUCGUCGAAAAGAAGACGGCCAUAUCCUCAACAAAAUCGAGGACCCAGGCAACAAAAUCAAAAUAGCAAUGCUAACAACAAUAAAUCUGCCGAUGCCGGACAAGCCAUGGAGUCGUGAAUUUUGUUUUUUCUUAAAACUAUUUUUUGAUAAAUUAUAUGUCUUCAAGAUAAAUUAUAUGUUUCCUGUAAAGCUAUAACAAAAAAAAAGUAUUUUGUAAAAAAAUAUUAGCCAUACAAAUAAAAAAUGCGACACUUACCAGGACAUAACUUU
Messenger RNA from Musca domestica (house fly), 1151 nucleotides. It is a transcript of the gene Rpp25, whose product is annotated as ribonuclease P protein subunit p25-like protein. Bases 210 to 998 code for a protein of 262 amino acids. Gene Ontology annotation, cellular component: ribonuclease MRP complex. The transcript has 5 exons. The record is from RefSeq and is a predicted model, not a curated record. Gene Ontology annotation, molecular function: RNA binding. Gene Ontology annotation, biological process: tRNA 5'-leader removal. Lineage: Eukaryota; Metazoa; Arthropoda; Insecta; Diptera; Muscidae.